This is a messenger RNA of Uloborus diversus, 1212 nucleotides long. Its product is annotated as U5 small nuclear ribonucleoprotein 40 kDa protein-like. The record is from RefSeq and is a predicted model, not a curated record. Gene Ontology annotation, cellular component: catalytic step 2 spliceosome. The transcript is spliced from 9 exons. The coding region runs from base 117 to 1154 and encodes 345 amino acids. Gene Ontology annotation, molecular function: RNA binding; protein binding. NCBI's taxonomy places the organism in Eukaryota, Metazoa, Arthropoda, Arachnida, Araneae, Uloboridae.
UUGGUCGCUAAACAAGUGUUUACAAGCAGAGCCGAAUGAAUUGAAUUGAAACAUUUCUCAUUAAUAAGAAGCUUCCGCUAAAAACUCAUUAAAAACAUUUUACAUCUCUUUCAAAAAUGCCAUUUAUAGAAAAGCGAAGCAUGACGGAUGGUUCUGUUGUGCCAUUUAAGAAACCCAGAACUGAAUUAGUUGCUAGAGAAAAUCAAGAUGCAUUCGGACCUCCUCGUACAUCAAGUCUUUUGGCUCCUAUUAUGUUGUUGACUGGUCACCAAGGAGAAAUUUUUUGUGGAAAUUUUCACCCAGAUGGAGGAUUUUUAGCAUCUGCUGGUUUUGACAGAGAUAUCUUUUUCUGGAAUGUGUAUGGAGAAUGUGAGAAUUUUGCUGUUUUAAAUGGACAUACCGGUGCUGUAUUGGAUUUGAAAUUUUCAACUGAUGGAGGAUACCUGUUUUCUGCUUCUACUGAUAAAACUGUAAGCAUAUGGGAUACUGAAGUUGGAGUUCGUAUAAAGAAAUUAAAAGGCCAUACUUCUUAUGUAAAUAGCUGUAGUCCUGCUCGUCGUGGCCCUCAAUUAAUAUGCAGUGGUGGUGAUGACUGUACUAUUAAAGUUUGGGAUGCAAGAAAAAGAGGAGCUCUUCAUUCUUUUCAAGACACAUACCAAGUUACUGCUGUAACGUUUAAUGAUACUUCUGAGCAGAUUAUAUCUGGAGGUAUUGAUAAUGUUAUUAAGGUAUGGGAUAUGCGAAAAACUGGAGUUUUAUACAAGAUGGUUGGCCACUCUGAUACUAUUACAGGAUUAUCCUUAAGCCCUGAUGGAUCAUAUAUUUUAUCCAACUCUAUGGACAAUACAUUAAGAAUAUGGGACAUAAGACCUUUUGCUCCUCAAGAAAGGUGUGUAAAAAUUAUUCAAGGACAUCAGCAUAACUUUGAAAAAAAUCUUCUAAAAUGUAGUUGGUCACCUGAUGGAAGUAAAGUAACAGCAGGAUCUGCUGAUAGGUUUGUUUACGUAUGGGAUACAACAAGUAGGCGAAUACUUUAUAAACUUCCAGGUCAUAACGGAUCAGUAAAUGAUGUCAAUUUUCAUCCAAAAGAACCAAUAAUUAUGUCUUGUUCCAGUGAUAAACAGAUUUACAUAGGAGAAAUAGAGGGAAGCUGAUUACCAUUUACUUCAUAUGUUUGAAACUGUAAAUAAAUUCUCAUUCAUAUACUUUUAA